AAUCACAUCACUGUGCACUGCAUAUGGGUGUGCAAUACCCUAGUUUUCAUACACUUGGUGCCCUCCACGGUGCCAAGUGCAUGAGAACUGCAGAGAAUUUCCACUAACCUUAUGCUGGAACAGUGCUACUAUUUUUCAGACAUCUUGGCAGUAGCGGCUACAAUGAUCGUGGGUCACAAUGUCAAGAAAAUCAUGCCACUGUCACAUCUGUUUGUUGGAUCAAAAGCUGUUGCUGAUACUCGCUGGACGCGAUCCUGCAUCUGGCCCGUGUUCAACUUCACAAGUGCGGCGUCAAGACCUUGCGUCAGCAUUCUUCUAUCACCAGGAUGUGCCCGGACCACGUGGCUUCGUGACGUCACCUUCAUUCCCGAUACCAGCGCCUUCGCCUACAAAAGCCUCGCUCCCACAAGAUCUCGCCAGUGGGCAUGGCAGCACAACACGGAGCAUGACGGCUAAACUGUUCUUCCUGAUCACGCAGGACUGUUCACGACUGGAACUCCCUGCCAGGCGAUAUAAUAACAGCAUCACCAGAGUCCUCCUUCUUUAAUAAACUCCGAGAUUUUUGUGAUUCUUGUAUCUGAUGCUCAUUUAUUAAUUUUUUUGCGAUGAAUAUAGUCUUUGUAUAACGCUGUUUGUGUGUUUUUGGAUCAGCUAGAAGGAAUAUCCUUGUGCUUGUU
Messenger RNA from Ixodes scapularis (black-legged tick), 677 nucleotides. RefSeq lists its product as uncharacterized. Bases 179 to 547 code for a protein of 122 amino acids. The record is from RefSeq and is a predicted model, not a curated record. NCBI's taxonomy places the organism in Eukaryota, Metazoa, Arthropoda, Arachnida, Ixodida, Ixodidae. The transcript is spliced from 3 exons.